GUCACUGUAUUCGAUCGACGAAAGAUUCCGAGGGAGCGGGAUCUCCUGCGAUGGAACUCUCCGCUGCUGCAUUCCGCUUCCACCGUUGCGCCGCUCCACACCUUGCCCUCAGCCGAUCCGUCGCCACAGCCAAUCCGCCGUCGCUUUGGAAUCGUAGGGUUCCUCCAAUCGCUCCUUUGGCGGUGCGCCUUGACCGCCGCGAUCCCCUGCUUCUUACUGGUGGAAGGAGCCGGUUGUUCUCCAGUUGGUUGAGGGAGAGUAAAAAACCGGCCUUUUCCGCGGUUAGGGCUAUCAGGGGCGAAAUGGAGCCUGCUGGUAGUCUUAGCGGGAAAAUUGCGGUCGCUUCGACGGUCACGAUUCUCCUGGCGGUCCUCAACCGGGUCCUCUACAAGCUCGCCCUCGUCCCUAUGAAGGAAUACCCCUUCUUCUUGGCUCAAGUUACAACCUUCGGUUAUGUGGCGGUAUAUUUCUUCAUUCUCUACCUUAGAUAUAGUGCCGGUAUUGUAACCAAGGAAAUGCUGGCGCUCCCAAAAUCUCAGUUUAUAGCAAUUGGCUUUCUGGAAGCUCUUGGUGUUGCUUCAGGAAUGUCGGCAGGAGCUAUGCUUCCUGGACCAGCCAUUCCUAUAUUGUCUCAGACUUUCUUGGUCUGGCAACUCAUCUUGUCUGUCCUGAUCUUGGGAAGGAAAUACUCAUUCAUCCAAGUUUUUGGUUGCUUACUUGUAACUGCUGGAGUUGUUAUAUCUGUGGCAAGUGGGGCAAAUAAUGGUGAAUUUCUAUCUCAAGUCGAACUUCUUUGGCCUGCACUAAUGGUAGCUUCAUCUGCAUUUCAAGCUGCUGCAUCCAUUCUCAAGGAAUUUGUUUUCAUUGAUGGGGCAAAGCGCCUUUGGGGAAAGCCUCCUGACAUAUUUGUUGUCAAUUCUUUCGGAUCUGGGUUUCAGGCUCUUUUUGUUUUCCUUCUUCUUCCAUUUCUGUCGAACAUAAGAGGAAUUCCUUUUGCUGAACUCCCUGCAUACCUGAGAAGUGGUGCCGCAUGCUUUUUAAAUGUUGGCAGCCUUACGAAAGGCUGUGAAGGUGCACCAUUGUUGCCUCUACUUUUCAUCGCAAUGAAUAUGGCUUUUAAUAUAUCAUUGCUUAAUCUGGUGAAGAUGUCAUCUGCAUUGGUUUCUUCUCUUGCAAUAACACUAGCAGUUCCACUUUCCAUCUAUAUUCUCUCACUUCCACUACCUUACAUCCCUGAAGGCGCAAGCUUGAAUGUUCACUUUGUUGUUGGUGCUGCCAUUCUGGUUCUGGGAUUAAUAAUAUACAAUCUUCCUCGAUCAGCAAAUCAAAAUUAUAAAAGUGAUUGACAAGCUCUGAAGAUCACUUCUAUUUUAGUGAUUUGGCAACUGACUUCACUCAUCAUCACUGUCAUUUUCUUAUGGCAUUUGUUUCAACAACUGAUUUGUCAGAUGACAGGCAGCAUUUCUGCCCUAUGGAACCUGGCUAACCUUCCGGAUCAUAGAUAGUAUCAAGUCUUCAUUUGUGGAAUUUAUUUCAAGGAAUGAAUCGUCCAACCAUGUAACAGAUUCCAGAUAUAACGAAGAUGAACAAUUGUGGCCCAAUAACUUCUUCUUGCCUCAGAUUGUCACAAACAGCAAAAGUGGUAACCACCGUUUUCACGCUAUCGAUCAUCCUGCUCUGGUGUCGGAUUCUGGUUGCCAUCAGAGUUUUCUUUGGUGAGGUAGCAUUCAGCUGCCAAGGUUUCCACAUGGAAUUCCAGGAGCAUCUUACUAUAUGAUAGAAUUGGUGGUCUUGAAUGUAUAUCAACGUCGAAUUCUUUCUUGAACUAUCUGGUGCAACGAUCUCAAAUGUAGCAGAACUGAUUUUGUCUAGCCUUGUGUGUUUAGUGAAAAAUUUGCAAGAUGAAGAACAGAAUGAAAGCUCUUUAUCAA
Musa acuminata subsp. malaccensis (wild Malaysian banana) is the source of this 1931-nucleotide messenger RNA. RefSeq names its product protein CLT2, chloroplastic. The record is from RefSeq and is a predicted model, not a curated record. NCBI's taxonomy places the organism in Eukaryota, Viridiplantae, Streptophyta, Magnoliopsida, Zingiberales, Musaceae.